This is a messenger RNA of Cygnus atratus (black swan), 762 nucleotides long. Its product is annotated as squalene synthase-like. Gene Ontology annotation, cellular component: endoplasmic reticulum membrane. Gene Ontology annotation, molecular function: squalene synthase [NAD(P)H] activity. The record is from RefSeq and is a predicted model, not a curated record. Bases 76 to 747 code for a protein of 223 amino acids. Gene Ontology annotation, biological process: farnesyl diphosphate metabolic process; cholesterol biosynthetic process. The transcript is spliced from 4 exons. NCBI's taxonomy places the organism in Eukaryota, Metazoa, Chordata, Aves, Anseriformes, Anatidae.
UUUCUCUCCUCCCGCAGACAUGCCGUCUGUAUCUUCUACCUAGUUCUGCGUGCCCUGGACACCAUAGAGGAUGACAUGACCAUCAGCUUGGACGUAAAGGUCCCGAUGCUGCACGAGUUUCACUCCUAUCUCUAUCAACCGGACUGGAAGUACAUGGAGAGCAAGGAGAAGGACCGCCAGGUGCUGGAGGACUUCCCCACGAUCUCCAUGGAGUUCAGGAACCUGUCGAAAGUCUACCAGGAUGUGAUUUCAGACAUUUGUCACAAGAUGGGCGUCGGGAUGGCCGAGUUCUUGGAGAAGAAGGUGGAUUCUCAGCGUGAGUGGGAUAAGUACUGUCACUACGUAGCUGGGCUGGUGGGGAUAGGCCUUUCCCGUCUCUUCUCUGCAUCAGAGCUAGAAGAUCCGAUUGUCGGACAGGACACGGAGCUGGCAAACUCCAUGGGCCUCUUCCUGCAGAAAACCAACAUCAUCCGUGACUAUCUGGAGGACCAGCUGGAGGGAAGGGAGUUCUGGCCCAGAGAGGUUUGGAGCAGAUAUGCAAAAAAGCUCUCGGACCUUGCCAAACCAGAGAACAUAGAUAUGGCUGUCCAGUGUCUGAAUGAGCUCAUCACCAACGCUCUCCACCACGUCCCUGAUGUCCUUACGUAUCUGUCCCGCCUGAAAAAUCAAAGCGUCUUCAACUUCUGUGCGAUCCCCCAGGUAGGUUAUCGCUUUCAAGUGGUUCUUCAUCAUCUGCAGCCCAGCUGAUGAGGAGUUGGAGGC